CGCUCCGCGCCCGGCGGGUCGGGGGCCGGCGGGACGGCGCCGGGAGGUGGGCGUGCGGCCGGGGUCGCGGCGGGCUGUGGUCACAGGUGGGCGGCUGUGGCGAGGGCGCGGCGGCGGCCGAGCGGAGCCGGGUUCCCUGAGACUCCGCCGUCACGCCCGGAGCCCCGCGGAGCGGAGAUCUGAGACGCGUCCGCGCCCCUGAAGAAGCCAACGCUUCUCCGCUCCGCCUCCACCUCUUCGGCUGCGGCCGCACCUCCGGCCGGAGGGCAGGUGCAAAUCAUGACACAGAAAGGCAGCAUGAAGCCAGUGAAGAAUAAGAAGACCGAAGAACCUGAGUUGGAGCCGCUGUGCUGCUGCGAGUACAUAGAUCGGAAUGGGGAAAAGAACCACCUGGGUGCUUGUUUGUGUGAUUGCGAAGAUCUGGACGAAGGGUGUGAUCGAUGGAUUACAUGUAAAUCUGUGCGGCCAGAGACUUGUGAAAGAAUUAUGGAUACAAUUUCUGAUCGCCUCCGAAUUCCUUGGCUUAGGGGAGCCAAAAAAGUUAACAUCAGCAUCAUUCCUCCUCUCGUCCUCCUGCCUGUCUUCCUUCACGUGGCUUCCUGGCAUUUCCUCCUGGGGGUGGUGGUUUUGACCUCCCUCCCUGUGCUGGCCCUGUGGUACUACUACCUCACUCACAGAAGGAAAGAACAGACUCUGUUUUUCCUGAGCCUUGGCCUGUUCUCCCUGGGCUACAUGUACUAUGUGUUCCUGCAGGAAGUGGUCCCCAGAGGGCGUGUGGGGCCCACUCGGCUGGCUGUUCUCACCUGCGGGUUAUUUCUGAUACUCUUAGCCUUGUACAGAGCCAAGAAGAAUCCAGGCUACCUCAGCAAUCCAGCAGGCAGUGACAGAUCUCUAGGUGGCAGCCACGUGGAAUGCCUGAACAGAAAGGGGCAGGAGAAGACCAAAGGGUUCCCUGGAGCAGACACAUCGGGAAGCCUCAACAAUCGCGCGCUGAAGGAUGACCUUAAGGGCUCCUCCAGGGUGUCAGCUGGGAGUCCCACCAAGGUGAAGGAGGACUGGUGUGCCAAGUGCCAGCUGGUGCGACCAGCCCGGGCAUGGCAUUGCCGGAUCUGUGGCAUCUGUGUGAGGAGAAUGGAUCAUCAUUGUGUCUGGAUAAAUAGCUGCGUUGGAGAAUCCAAUCAUCAAGCAUUUAUACUUGCCCUUUUGAUCUUCUUGCUCACCUCGGUGUAUGGGAUCACACUGACCUUGGACACCGUUUGUAGAGACAGAAGUGUCUUCACGGCUCUCUUCUAUUGUCCUGGAGUUUAUGCAAAUUACAGCUCGGCUCUGUCCUUCACCUGCGUGUGGUACUCAGUAAUCAUCACAGCAGGUAUGGCCUACAUCUUCCUGAUCCAGCUGAUAAACAUCAGCUACAACGUGACCGAGAGGGAAGUGCAGCAGGCCCUUCGCCAGAAGACCGGGCGCCGGCUCCUCUGCGGGCUCAUCGUGGACACAGGCCAGUACAAUCGGGGUUUCCUGCGGAACUGGCACCAGUUCUCCACCCUGGGCACACGUGCAUUCCACCACCCUGCCGAGGACAUUGUCUGAAGUGCCUUGUGUGGGGCCUGCUGAGGGGUGACAGCUCCUCCCUCCGUCGCCCUUCCAUCUUACACUUCAGUGUCUACGCAGGAUGUUCAUUUGAUCCCCAGUUUCUUAAAGGGAUUAUAGGGCCAUGCUCAGGUUUAGAGACUGGACUGAGAAAAAGUUAAUUUUUCUGACUUCACAAUUUAAGAGAUUUUUAUAUUGAAGCAGUAAAAGUGAGCCAUUCCUUGCUAGUCACCUUAUUAAUUGACUCAGUCACCAGAAGUUAAAAAGGAUGUGGAUUGCUAAUGCACAAAUUGAUAGAAGCAAUUCUUGUCCAUUAGUUUGGGGGAAAGAGUUUUGGAUUAGGAUAGUUUCUAGUCCCUCUUUCAAUUCUUAAUAGCCAUGUGACCCUUAGUUGAGUCACUUUCCCAAGUCUCAGGGUCAUCUGUAAAGUGGGGUACUGAUGCCUGCCCUGGCUACCUCACGGAGCUGUCAUGAGGGUCAUGUGAGGGAUGAGGGAUGUGGAAAGCACUAAAACAUAACUAAAGCACCACGAGGUAUGAAGCAUUAUUAGGAAAAUCCUAAGACUGAAGAAAAAUGUAGGUCAGAAUACUGAAGCCAAUAUUAUUAGGGUAAUCAGUUUUUAGCAUAUACUGUAUUGUACAAUUAUGAGAAUUUCAAUUUCUCUUUAAGUAUUAGAUAUUAACUACUCACACAGAGGAGAAGAUGACCAGAUGAAUUCAUGCUAGUCAUCUGAUCUUGAAAGGACAGUUGAUAACAAUUAUAAAGAUAAUUAUUGCUAGUGUAACGUGCAGUGGUCAUGAGUUUAGGUGAUGAGUUCUUAUGUUUAUUUUUUUAUGUGUCUGUUUGGAUUUCCUAUAAGUAACUCCACUAGGAAUUAAUGUUUUUUCCUCCCUUUCCAUGUUUUAUGGGGUAAGGUGCUAGCACACUUGAGACGGUGGCUACAAGAGGAGAACAGACACUCCUAUGGGAAUACUUUACUCUCUUUCCUGGGUAGGGAGGUUGACUGGUAUCAAGGGCUUGCAUUUUUUGUUCUGAUAUUUCAAAUGCUGUCACUUACAGCACUCGAUCGCAAAAAUCAGUCUUCUGGCAUUCGCUUUAUUCUGGCAUGAACUUUCUGUGAGGAGGUGACUGACAUCUUCCCACUUAACUUGCACAUUACUUCUCAUUCACCCUUCCCUAAACAAAAGUAUCUCACUAGGAGAGAAAAAACAGGGUAUAUGUAAUUUCCACUAAUUAAUGGAUUACUAUUCUUUCUUUCCUAGUUCUUCCCGAAAUACCCAGUUGUUCUUUUACUCAGAUCUCAAAACUGAAGAUGGAUAAAAGAUUAAAUAUUUAUAUAGAAUGGGUCAUUCUGCCAUAGAAUUAAGUUGAGAGAAUUUCAGAUGGGGAAAUACCUCCUGAAAUGUUUGGUCUUAUACAUGUACUGUUUUGCAAUCCCAAAGGUAAUUCAUGAGUCCUUAUUCUUAAAUUUGCCUUGGCCUAUAGCUUGAUAUAGGGAAAAUAAUGCCAGCUUUUUCAGUCACUCUGUGCAUUUUGCUUUAGCAAGAGAUUUAUAGAUGUUAAGAGGAAAUAUUGCUGCUUCCUGCAAUUCUACCCUCUGCAGCUAGCACCAUCCCUAGUCUUGCCAUUAAUUGGUGCUGUCCCUAAGAUGGUCACUGCGUUUUUAUUCAGGCUUGUCGGUGCUCUCUCCAGAGAUGGAUUGUUUAAUGAAUGAUAGGCCCUAUAUUCCAUUGGGAUGAACCAAAGAGCAAGCCUGGGGAUGUUAGCAGACGCUGUGGUUUCUACAGUGGUGGCCUCUCUCUGACCCAGAAUGGAAUAUUCAUUUAGAAUGAAAGUUGGAUCUGAAAUAACUGAUUUCCUUCUAUAUAGGUUUUAGAUAAGAGAGACAGUAAUAAUGUCAAGGACAGCACAUGUGGGCAGAAAUCAGUAGUUGUGUCUCUUGAAUGCUGGCUGCACAGCCAACUCAGAUUGUCUAGCAAUUCAUAUAAUAAAAAUUCAUAGAAACAUUAGUAUAGUCAGUAUUUUAGCUUCUUGCCAAAUCUUUAACAACAAUCAAAAUGUGAUGUGAUGAAGAUGAAUAGUUCAAAAAGACCAGAGUCAUUUGGAAGCAUUAGGAAUGAUCACCAUCUUUAUAACAACUCACUCCUAAUAGGGUUGAGGUAACUCAGUUUUCCUCAUUUGGGUAGGGACUCCCUGUAUAUUAUUCUGGCUUAUUGGAAUUAAGAUGCUUGUUUUAAGUUCCUUGAGACUUAUGAUUGGCAGUUUACAGAAGAAAAGUUCAAACCUGUGAAAAGAUCGGUGGUUUUGUGUGGUAAAAGCCAUCUGAAGUAUUUGUACCAAAAGGAGCAGCAAAUGAGGGGCCAGCCAAGAGCAGUGUUUCUAUAGGCCCUGGGACAUCCUUGGUCUACACUCUUAGACUGUUGAGCCUCUUUAUGACCCGGAACUAUUUGAGUGAUUUUAUUAUAGGUCUUGGUUGUCUCCAGAGGGCAGAAGAAUUUAAUGUGAAAUCUUUGAAAGGAUAAGGCCUUUGCAAAUGACUUAGUUCCAGAAAAACAUUUGGUGGGGUGCAGUGGACAACUGCCCCGCAACCUGUAAACCAGCAGUCUUGGCCAGAGGAGCAAGUCCCCCGAAUGUGAUUCCAACAAGCAGGUCCCCUUCUGUCACCCCACAUCCUCCUGCUCUGUUAAUAAACAUACUGGAUGUGGAGCUUAAUAAAUUACCUACUAUAUUCUCACCACUUACAUUAUUAUCACACCACCGUGUACUAUUCCUGGGGGAGACAAAUGGGCUCAUUUGAAAGAUUCACGGGAGAAAUAGUUAAGGAUCAGAAUUACAUGAAAGGAGACAAUCUUUCAAUAUUUAAAAAUGUUUCUUACGAUACUCACAGAGUACUUUUGUGGCUCUAGCUGAAAAUGAACUGACCAUUAACAACGCCUUUUUGGUAGGUUACUCUGAUGCUGCUCAAGUAAAGCCUUAAGUGUGUUUUGGGGACAGUGUGCUGUUUGUUUCACUUCAGCCACAUGUGCUUGUGUUUAGGAUACUGUAAAUCUUUGCUAUCCAAGUAGCAUUUUCCUUGGUGAAUGGAGUAAUUGUUGUCUUCCACUGUACCAUCUGCCUAAGCAGAAAGAUUGCUUACAAACUUCUCUUAUGCAAUAGUCCUUGGUACUUCUAAUAUUUUUAGCAAGAGAAAAUUUUCUAUACCAGACACUUCCACUGCCAGAAAACACAAUGCCAGUAAGAUUCUACAUAAUAUUGACCAUCUGCUUAACAGACUAUAUUUCCUUUAAAUAGGACCUUAACUUUUUAUUAUAAAGCUCAACUAAUAUAAGCAAAAAAAUGACAUCUAGGAGCACACUCUUAACCAGGAUGUUUAAAAAUUAAUGUUUUGUGAGGUGUAAGGGUCUCUUUCAACUAGGGAAGUAGGUUUAUAUGACUUAACUUCAUUUUAGCCAUGUUUUGGAACCCUACAUUUUGAAAAGGAGUAUUUUUUUAAACAAGCAACAGAUGAUGAGAGACACUUGGUUGAGGCACCAAACAGGAAUCUGGUUUUCCCAGCAGCACCUUGACAUGUGUGCCAUUUUAUCUUAAACACUGCAAAGAUCACACAGGGAGAAUGAAAGCCAUGCUAAACUUACUACCGAAUACAAUUCAUAUGUUCUCAUAGAUGUUUGCUGUGAGUAAUAUAAACUCUUUGCAGAAUCAGCUAAGUGUCAUCCUGUUGCUAAUGGACUAGUACCCACACUUCAGCUGGCACUGAGUGUUUCACUGCGUUAGCGAGCAGCAGGCCAAAGACUGAAUGAAUGCUUAGUGGAGACAAAUUUCUUAGGGGCUGUGGCCAUCACCGAGUUGGGCUUGUGACUUACUGGAACUGUAGCCCUCCCGAUGGCACCUUUCACCUCUAGAAAUUCAUACUUAAAAGACAAAGCUUUAAAACCAGAGCUAGUCUGUUCUAGUUAUUGAUGCAGCUAAAAUUCUGUAUUUCUUCAGAUGGAGCCACUGACAAAAUACCAUGUUACAGAGCUUGCGAGCUCAACCUGUUGCGAUCCUUUGGUCUGGGUGAUUUGAUGGUUCGAGUUGUUAGAGCUCUUGAGCCUUUUCAUUUGAUUACAUUUCUGGGUCUGAUGUUAGACUAAAGGAAACCCAGGAAUAUUUAUUUAAUGUUUAAUGUAACUGGCCCAGCCAGCAGCAUUAAAGUGGACUUCCAAAGCCAACCCUGGAGGCUGUGGGCUGAGCAUUUUGCACUGUUUUUAUACUUGUAUUCCUAUCCUCUUACCACCUCAGACUCAAGACACAAGGCCUUUUAAAUGGAGAUUUUACAAAUUACUGCCAUUUAUGUAAAAUAAUGUCCUAUGACGAAGUUGUUUAAAUGGAAAAUAAAGUGCUUUCUUUAAGGAAA
Lemur catta (Ring-tailed lemur) is the source of this 5983-nucleotide messenger RNA. RefSeq names its product zinc finger DHHC-type palmitoyltransferase 23 (gene ZDHHC23). Gene Ontology annotation, biological process: protein targeting to membrane; peptidyl-L-cysteine S-palmitoylation. Gene Ontology annotation, molecular function: protein-cysteine S-palmitoyltransferase activity. The record is from RefSeq and is a predicted model, not a curated record. Gene Ontology annotation, cellular component: endoplasmic reticulum; Golgi apparatus. NCBI's taxonomy places the organism in Eukaryota, Metazoa, Chordata, Mammalia, Primates, Lemuridae. Bases 280 to 1587 code for a protein of 435 amino acids. The transcript has 5 exons.